AGGCCGUGUUUGGACAAGGUCCCGCCUGACCCAGACUCAGUAAAAAGGCUGGCCUUAGCCGACACGAACAGUGGUGACACGACAAAACCUAAACUCGAGGCGCUCGCUCCUCGAUCCUCUCUCCCUCCCUCCCCACACACUCGCACAGACACGGGAGUAUCGACCCGUAACCGGAAAAUGGUUUUUAUUACAGGACCCGGAAUUCGAUUCUUGUCAUCUUGGUAAUCUCUUUGUCUCCGGGGCGAUUCCUUCCGUGGAAAUGGCCGUGAGGCCUUGACAGCGCCUUGAAAAUCCUCAUCUGGGUGUCGGACCAAACCAGUCCCCUUUUUCUGUUCCGAGCGAAAUGGUGCAGCCCAUUCCCGACUCUCUCUCUGAUGGUGGAUUUGGGGAUUGAUCCGUGGGGGCAAUUGUGGAAGAUCGCGGUGCAUUAGGUGAUGUGAGCGAAAACCUGGUUUUCCUGUUAGGUCAUAUCGAGGGUUGUUGAUUGUAAGUUGCUAGCGGUUAUUCGAGUUCUUGGGUGUCUUAGAUCUAAGCACUCUGUGAUGCUGUGCAAUUUGUUUCUUUUAUUCGUGGGCUCAUCAGUUAGGGGAUGUUGCUGAUUCUGACACGAGGAGAAGGAGAGAUGUAAGUGCCCUUAUCAGUUUUAUAUUGAUGUGCUUAUCGCUUGGGUUAGUUGCAUCACUUGUCAAGCUCUCGGGCUUUGGAUCAUCUUGGUGCUCUUGAUGGGUGAAUUUUGGAUGAUGUGAAGAAAUGGAAUUGAGAAUGGCGUUUGCUGUGUAAGUGGGAGGGUGUCGAGAUAUCAAAAUUACACCUCUUUCGACACGAAUUGAUCCUUUGAGGGUAUAGAUCGCAAGGUACUGAUGGCUUUGUUCAAAAGCAUUAUUCAGGACGUGAGGGACGAGAUUGGGAACAUCUCUAAGAAAGGGUUUGAUCAUGUGAAGUUUGGGUAUGGGCUGAGAUCACGCUCUCAUCGGGUUGUUCAGGACAGUUCGGUAGUGGUCGAGGCAUUGAAGCAGAGUUGUUGGGCGAGCAUGCCGCCCGAGCUCUUGAGGGAUGUGUUGAUGAGGAUAGAGGAGUCGGAGAGCGUAUGGCCUCCGAGGAAAAAUGUGGUUGCUUGUGCUGGUGUUUGCCGGAACUGGAGGGAGAUCAUGAAGGAAAUCGUGAAAACACCGGAGGUGUCUGGCAAGUUGACAUUCCCAAUUUCAUUGAAGCAGCCUGGUCCAAGGGACUCCCUUCUCCAGUGUUAUAUUAAACGCAGUCGCAGCAACCAAACAUAUUAUCUCUACCUCAGCUUAGAUCAAGCUUUAAAUGAAGAUGGCAAAUUUCUUCUCGCCGCACGGAAGCUCAGGCGCCCUACAUGCACCGACUACAUCAUCUCUUUAAAUCCGGAUGACAUGUCCAAAGGGAGUAGCACGUACAUUGGAAAAUUAAGGUCAAACUUUCUGGGCACGAAGUUCACAGCCUUUGAUGCACAGCCUCCAAAUGCUGGCUCCAAAGUCAUGAAAAGUCGGUCCACCCGGCUAGUGAACUUUAACCAAGUCUCCCCGAAAGUUCCCGCUGGAAAUUACCCUGCAGUGCACAUAUCUUAUGAGUUGAACGUCUUGGGAUCAAGGGGACCGAGAAGAAUGCAAUGCGUCCUGGAUGGCAUACCCGCCUCUUCGAUUGAGCCAGGAGGAGUUGCCCCGACUCAGACUGAAUUUAUGUCUAGCACUCUCGACACAUUUCCGUCAUUUUCUUUUUUCAGAUCUAAAUCGACGCGCGUAGAGAACCUUCAGUCUGGGAGACCAUUGUCUGCUUUAAAAGAUGGGAUGUUGGUAUUGAAGAAUAAGUCCCCGAGGUGGCAUGAGCAACUCCAGUGCUGGUGCCUUAAUUUCCAUGGACGGGUGACUGUUGCUUCAGUGAAGAACUUUCAGUUAGUGGCUUCUCCAGAACAAGGAGUCGCUGGUCCAGAGCAUGAGAAUGUUAUCCUCCAGUUUGGAAAAGUGGGGAAGGAUGUAUUCACAAUGGAUUAUCAAUAUCCUAUCUCAGCUUUCCAAUCAUUCGCCAUAUGUCUCAGCAGUUUCGACACUAGAAUCGCCUGUGAAUAGUUGACUGCCAGGUUUUUCUAGGCAGAGAGAAGGAUUUCUUGGAAGCCAUAGCGGUUUAACGUAUUUCUGGGGAGCAAUCUGAUCAAAGGAUUUUGCCAGAACUUGGUAGCCCCUUUCUUUUUUAAAUUUUUUGAAGUUUGCCCAGACUCCGUCUGGUGUUCCUUAUCGAUUUUUCAUUGUAUAUAUGUGCUUUUGCAGCUGGAGAGACAUUUGUGUGUAUGAGUUUGGUUUCUUGUGGUUUUGUCUAAUGUAUCCGAAUACUUUGGUGAAUGAUUGCUGAGGAAUGCCUGCUUCGUUUGCUGA
This is a messenger RNA of Rhodamnia argentea, 2390 nucleotides long. RefSeq names its product tubby-like F-box protein 3. The record is from RefSeq and is a predicted model, not a curated record. The transcript has 6 exons. Lineage: Eukaryota; Viridiplantae; Streptophyta; Magnoliopsida; Myrtales; Myrtaceae. The coding region runs from base 861 to 2087 and encodes 408 amino acids.